Messenger RNA from Wallemia mellicola CBS 633.66, 965 nucleotides. RefSeq lists its product as hypothetical. NCBI's taxonomy places the organism in Eukaryota, Fungi, Basidiomycota, Wallemiomycetes, Wallemiales, Wallemiaceae. The transcript is spliced from 5 exons. The coding region runs from base 15 to 965 and encodes 316 amino acids. The record is from RefSeq and is a predicted model, not a curated record.
CGAACAUUAUACCCAUGUUACCGGAUAGAGCGAGAGAUGCGCAAUUUGAGCUAAUGCUUUUGGGAACAGGUACAAGCUCAGCGGUACCAAUUUUGCCUUGCGUGACGGACCCGGAGCAGAAAUGCAAGACCUGCUUAUCGGAUGCUAAAGAGGAUGAACGUGGGAAUACCUCAGCGAUUGUACAAGUUAGAGCUAAUGAUGGUAACAUGAAGACCAUAUUAAUUGAUUGUGGUAAGACAUUCUACAGGGAUUCAUUAAAGCACUUUCCUAAGCGUGGAUUAAGGAAGAUUGAUGGUCUUUUACUCACACAUGGCCAUGCAGACGCUAUGUACGGAUUGGAUGACCUCAGAGCAUGGACGAUGCGUUCUAUACAGGAUUGUAUAGAUGUCUACACCAAUGAAGACACUUACCAAACCGUCUGCAAUGUCUUCCCUUAUAUGGUUGAUUCAUCAAAAGCUAGCGGUGGUGGUGAUGUUCCUUCAUUUAGAUGGCAUAUAAUCACACCAGGGGAGCAAUUCGACGUCGCUGGUGUACCUGUUAUAGCUGCAGACGUAGAGCAUGGUUUGGCUGCACCUAGGAGUAUAUCGGGAGAUCGUUCACCAUUUCACUGCCUGUCUUACAUUUUUCCGCCUUUUGGUAUUUAUAUGGCAGAUGUAUCAAGGAUUCCAGAGGAGAGCUAUAAAGUUAUAGAUAACGCAUUAGAAGGAAAAAGGCCGUCAAUUUUAGUAUUAGAUUGCUUAAAAAGUCAACCACAUUUGUCGCAUUUCGGUUUAGACCAGAGUUUAGAAGCAAGUUAUCGUAUAAAGGCGAAGAAAACAUUAUUUGUAGGAUUCGGACAUGAACGUACGCAUAAUAGUUGGAUUGAACAUAUAGAUAGAAACAAGUCGGUCGAUAUGGAUAUAUCGCCUGGCUUUGACGGACAAGCAGUUGAAGUUGAUAUCGAAGGGAAUGUAGAGACAAAAUGA